Plutella xylostella (diamondback moth) is the source of this 1949-nucleotide messenger RNA. RefSeq names its product Glutamate oxaloacetate transaminase 1 (gene Got1). Gene Ontology annotation, cellular component: cytosol. Gene Ontology annotation, biological process: L-aspartate biosynthetic process. The record is from RefSeq and is a predicted model, not a curated record. NCBI's taxonomy places the organism in Eukaryota, Metazoa, Arthropoda, Insecta, Lepidoptera, Plutellidae. Gene Ontology annotation, molecular function: pyridoxal phosphate binding; L-aspartate:2-oxoglutarate transaminase activity.
CGCGGAAUCGCGAAUUUAUCUUCACAUCAAAGCAUUUCAUUUAGUUACUGCUGUUCAAUAUCCGACCGAGGCGGAGUAAAGUGGUUGUGAAGCAGUGAUUAUUAUUUCGCAUUUAAAAACAUGUCUCGCUACGAUGUGGUGGAGCAAGGACCUCCUAUUGAGGUCUUCCAAAUGAACAACUUGUUCCUCAACGAUUCUCACCAAAAUAAAGUUAAUUUAACUAUUGGCGCUUACAGGGAUGAGAAUGCAAAGCCAUGGGUCCUGCCGAUUGUGCGCAAGGUGGAGAAACAGAUGGCUGAGGACAGCACCCUGCUUCACGAGUACUUGCCCGUCUUGGGUCUGGAGGCGUUUACCAAUGCCUCUGUAGCCAUGCUGCUCGGACAAGACAACCCAGCCAUUGCUGAGGGCAGAGCGUUCGGCGUGCAGACGCUGUCGGGCACGGGCGGGCUGCGCAUCGGCGCCGAGUUCCUCAACAAGCAGCUGCACUACACCACCUUCUACUACUCCAACCCUACCUGGGAGAACCACCACCUGAUCUUCAUGAACUCGGGCUUCACCACCCCCCGCCAGUACCGCUACUGGGACGCCAAGAGCCGCAGCCUCGACAUCGAGGGUUUCCUGGAGGACCUGCGCAACGCUCCGGAGAACGCGGUGAUCAUCCUGCACGCCUGCGCGCACAACCCCACCGGCAUCGACCCCACCCGCGAGCAGUGGGAGCGCAUCGCCGAUGUUGUGCAGGAGCGCAAGUUGUUCCCGUUCUUCGACAGCGCGUACCAGGGCUUCGCGUCGGGCGACCUGGAUCGAGACGCGUGGGCCGUGCGCCGCUUCGUCGAGCGAGGGAUCGAGCUGGUCUGCGCGCAGUCGUAUGCCAAGAACUUUGGGCUCUACAACGAGCGCGUCGGCAACCUAACCUUCGUGCUGGCGAGCAGCAAGCAGGUGGCGCCGGUGAAGUCGCAGCUGACGUGGAUCGUGCGCGGGAUGUACUCCAACCCGCCCGCGCACGGCGCCCGCGUCGUCGCCACUGUGUUGAACAACCCCGCGCUGUUUGACGAGUGGAGAUCCAACAUUCAGAUGAUGUCCACGAGAGUCAUUCAGAUGAGAGAAGCACUUAGAGCAGAACUGAUCAAACUGGGCACGCCCGGCUCGUGGGACCACAUCGUGGCGCAGAUCGGGCUGUUCUCCUACACGGGGCUGACCCCCGCGCAGGCUGAGCGCCUGGUCCAGCACUACCACGUGUACUUGCUGCGCUCCGGGAGAAUCAACAUCUGCGGGCUCAACCCCGGGAACAUACAAUAUGUGGCCGCGGCCAUACACGACGCCGUGACGACUCUGCCCGCUGAGUGUAGCUGUUUCGAAGACACAAGUUGAACGAAGCUGCUGUUUUGAAAUAUUUAUACAUAAUAUAAUGUGCUAAGUAUAUGCAAUAUUUACGUGAGUGUUCAUUGUAACUUAGCCUAGACUUUUUGGUCGAAUCAUUUAAAAAGUAAGUUAGAUACAACAAUGAAAUAGUUUAUUUAUCACUCGUAUCUACGUAGAAAUGUAUUGAUAUGAUCAAUUAAUUUUAGUGAAAAUAUUUUAGGCUGUGGAGCUAAAUUUACUAUAAAAUUAUUUAGUUUAAAUAUUUGCCUGACACAAUGCGAUUACAAUUUUUAAAGUAAGUGAGCUUAUUAAUAUGUAAAUAAAAUAUAACAUUAAAAUAGUUGCUCAUCAGUAUUACAUGACCAAUAAUCAUGGUUCAUAUUUGUUACUACAUAUAAAGACUACUUAGAAAUCAUUUUAUUAACCAUUUUUGCUUGAUCUGUAUCAACAAUAAAUUGCUCACGUUGAAGACUAGAUUUUCGACCUACAUUUAGAAACAUUCUUUGAAAUUAUUGUUAUUCAUAAUCAUUAUACACAAUUUUAUUGCACUGUAAGAAAGUUAUGGCAAAUAUAUGUCUAUAUUUAAUAAA